GGAAAAGAAACCUGCCAUGAGUAACUACUUAAGAGGAAAAAACGAAAUCAGGAAAGAAACCAUUUAUGAUAACUCAAAGGGAAGCUCAUUACUUUUCGAAGCGAGAUCGGGAUGCCUUAGAACACGCACCUAUAAAGCGAGAUAUAAGAAGGAAGAAGAAGCAUGUGCUUGCUGCGGUAAAGCUAGGGAAACGACGGAGCAUAUUUUAUUAGAAUGUGAAGACGUCUACCCAGCGGUCGAUUUAGGCACCACUGGCCUCCUUGAAGCCCUUGGGUUCAGCGGGAGCAGUGGUAAAGCAAACAAGUCCGCAAUAGACAUUAGUAAGAGGCGAUUGGAGGAUUGGUGGAAGAAAAGUAGGGAAACGACAAAAGACGGAGACGUACAAAAACACAGUUCGCAAUAGGGGAUCAGAAAAUUUGGACGUGUUAGUUCAUAGUGUUUUUUUCUUUUCUUUUUUCAUCGGUUAACCUAGGUAGGAUAUCAGGCAGCAUAGUAGCAAGAGCUUGGUGGCGCAACCCACCGCCCCAUUCCAAAGGGGACGCUCAUAACAUCCAUCCAUCCAUCCCAUCCAUAUAUAUUGGUUGUAUAUGUUAAAUAAACGGCUCUUUACUUCGGGACGGCCGGAGUCUGACUUCCACCUUCGUUGAACACCAUGUUGGCGACGAAGAUGUCGUGAACGUACCCCCAGCCCCGCUGCGCCGUCCGUAUCCACCCACCAUGAGCUUCACCGGGCUUGCUCCGCCACCGUUUUUCUUUCCGACGCCCGGCCGUCCCUCAUUGCCAUGGAAGCAGUGGGAGCCGAUGUUCAACGUGUACUUACUGUCUUCCGGAGCCGCCGCAUUCAAGCCGGAGCAACGCAAGGCUAUUCUUUUGCAUUGUUUGGGGGCGGAGGGCCAGCGUAUUUAUCAGACGCUACAUGCAGGGACCAGCGCCGCAGCACCGGCCGCGCCAAGUGCCGCAGCACGCGCCGAUGACAAGUCUGUCGUGGCCCCUCCUGACGAAUACGACCCUGCACUCGCCGCAUUACGGCACCAGUUUUCGACGUCGCGCAACGUUAUCAUCGAGCGUCAUCGCUUUCACCGCCGCAGCCAACACACAGGCGAGUCCGUUCAUGACUUUGUUGCCGCUCUACGGGAGCUAGCGUCACAUUGUUCGUUUGCCUCGCAAGAUGUUGCUCUGCGGGAUCAAUUCGUUGCCGGCGUAGCUUCCACUCGCGUACGUGAGCGGUUACUGCUCGAGGGUUCCACACUUUCAUUCGAGAAUUCUGUUCGAAUUGCACUUCCGUAUGAGCAGGCGGCUGAAGAGCUGAAAGAGCUUUCUGCUUCGGUCGAAGCAAUUUCAUUGCGGCAGUGUCGUAAACCAUCGUCGCAUGCCUCGAAAAAAAGGAAUUCACAACCGGCAGCCACCUUAGAGCAGAAUUUAACGAGGAGCGCGGGCGGCUCACGUGCGCCGCAGCGGAACCGCCCCCCUGAGCGGAACCGAGAACAGAGUAGCCGCUCCGGUUCGCCACAUUGUUUCCGAUGAGGCUCGCGGAACCACAUCGCGUCAGCGCCGCAGUGCCCAGCGCAAGGCAAGACUUGUUCGUUUUGCGGUCGCAAGGGCCACUUUCAAAGGGUAUGCAACCGCAAGCUAACCCAAAUGCAAGGCCGAGUCCGUGAAGUUGAAUUUCAUGAAGAUGUUUCGUCAUCCAGCAGUGCUGAGGAAGUUUUGACUGUGCAACGUUCCGCGCGUAGCGGAAUUCAUA
Dermacentor andersoni is the source of this 1744-nucleotide messenger RNA. RefSeq lists its product as uncharacterized. The record is from RefSeq and is a predicted model, not a curated record. NCBI's taxonomy places the organism in Eukaryota, Metazoa, Arthropoda, Arachnida, Ixodida, Ixodidae.